Messenger RNA from Vicia faba (fava bean), 549 nucleotides. Lineage: Eukaryota; Viridiplantae; Streptophyta; Magnoliopsida; Fabales; Fabaceae. The record is from the annotation of a GenBank genome assembly.
AUGGGUUGUGUGAAGUCGAAGGAAGUGAAUGAAAGUAGAGUGACUGAGUUAGGGCGAACGAGUCCGAAUGAGUUGCUGAGUCAUAGCUUUGGGAAAUUGGAUAAGUCUGUUCAACGUCAACUCGAGGCGGUUGGUUGGCCGAAGUGGCUUGUUGCCGCGGCUGGUGAAGCUAUUCGCGGUUGGAUUCCAUUAUGUGAAGAUAAGUUUCAGAUGAUGGAACAGAUUGGAGAGGGUACAUAUAGCCAAGUAUUUAAGGGGAGAGACCUUCAGACAUGGAAAUUAGUAGCACUGAAAAAGGUGAGGUUUAACAGUUUAGACCCGGAAAGUGUAAGGUUCGCGGCAAGGGAGAUAAUGAUAUUGAGAAAGCUUCAUCAUCCCAAUAUCAUGAAGCUUCAAGGGUUGAUUACUCCGAGAUUAUCUAGUACCUCCUUAUACCUUGUGUUUGAGUACAUGGAGCACGACUUUGCCGGGCUCUUGGGCAAUCCCGAAGUCAAUUUCACUCAACCACAGAUAAAGUGCUUUUAUGAAGCAAUUGUUAUCUGCUGUUGA